Messenger RNA from Saccoglossus kowalevskii, 632 nucleotides. Its product is annotated as sphingomyelin synthase-related protein 1-like. Gene Ontology annotation, molecular function: ceramide cholinephosphotransferase activity; sphingomyelin synthase activity. NCBI's taxonomy places the organism in Eukaryota, Metazoa, Hemichordata, Enteropneusta, Harrimaniidae. Gene Ontology annotation, biological process: sphingomyelin biosynthetic process; ceramide biosynthetic process. The record is from RefSeq and is a predicted model, not a curated record. Gene Ontology annotation, cellular component: Golgi membrane; endoplasmic reticulum membrane; plasma membrane.
AUUAUUGACGACUUGUUUGUCUUCCUCUCGCUAUCGAAUCAAGUACAGUAAAUGUAUUCCAAUACCAUUCUUUGUAUAAAAGUAUGUCAUUUUCUGACAUGUCUACUAACAGCAUGGGCAAUGUCAGACCUGAACAAAAUGGUGGACACCACAUCUCAGGGUCUUCAAGAUGUGACGAUGUGUCACUUCGCAUUGACAAUGACGUGCAGGAAAUGACAGAGUUUCGUCCCUUCCUAAAUGGCGAUGUAAGAGAUGAUUACAAACCAACUGUUAUUGAACCAGAAAAGCUGAAAGCUUUGUGGAGCUUUGGAUACUUGUGUUUAGGGACGUACAUUUUAACAAUAGUUCUAACAAUGGUUCAUGAUCGUAUGCCUGAUUCUAAAACACACCCACCGCUACCCGAUAUAAUUUUAGAUAAUGUACCACGAACUCCAUGGGCAGAAGACAUUGCUGAAGGCCUCAUUACAGCAAUGGGAUUAUUGCUUGGGAUUGUAAUCAUUUUUCAUAAACAUAGGUAUAUAGUACUUAGAAGAUUUUUUUGUACGACGGCAACGCUUUACCUUUUAAGAUGCAUUACGAUAUUUGUGACGGCACUGCCUGAAACGGGACAGAAUAUUGACUGCUCUGCAAAG